Messenger RNA from Nipponia nippon (crested ibis), 4911 nucleotides. The record is from RefSeq and is a predicted model, not a curated record. NCBI's taxonomy places the organism in Eukaryota, Metazoa, Chordata, Aves, Pelecaniformes, Threskiornithidae.
GGGUCGGGUCCUGGUGCGGGCCCCGGUCGGAGAAGCAUGUCGGCCCCGGAGAGCAGCGCUGGUAGCAGCGAGGCCCGGGAGGACGCGUGCCGCGAUUACCAGUCGUCGCUGGAGGACCUGACGUUCAACAGCAAGCCGCACAUCAACAUGCUGACCAUCCUGGCCGAGGAGAACGUGCCCUUCGCCAAGGACAUCGUCUCCCUGAUCGAGGCGCAAAUCGCCAAGGCUCCUGCAUCAGAGAAGCUCCCUGUUAUGUACCUUAUGGAUUCCAUUGUCAAGAAUGUGGGAAGAGAAUAUCUUACUGCAUUUACUAAAAACCUAGUUGCAACAUUUAUUUGUGUAUUUGAAAAGGUGGAUGAAAAUACUAGGAAAAGUUUAUUUAAAUUACGCUCCACAUGGGAUGAUAUUUUUCCUUUGAAGAAACUAUAUGCACUUGAUGUCAGAGUCAACUCAUUAGAUCCUGCUUGGCCAAUUAAACCUCUGCCCCCAAAUGUGAAUACUUCUAGCAUCCAUGUGAAUCCUAAGUUUUUAAAUAAAUCGCCAGAGGAAUCUACUGCACCUACCUCUGCUGUCACUUCUGGUGCCUCUACUCCUCCAGCUGUUCCUGAAAUACAAAAGAAUUUGACACAGGAGCAACUGAUAAGGCAGCAAUUGCUUGCAAAGCAAAAGCAGUUGUUAGAACUUCAGCAAAAAAAAUUAGAGCUGGAGCUGGAACAGACUAAAGCACAGUUGGCUGUAUCUCUUAGUGUUCAGCAAGGAUCAUCUACUAUAGCUUCAGUUCCAGCACCUUCCAAGCAACACAUGUCUCCUACACCUCAUAUGACAGUUAAACCACCUCAUCAGACUGCUGUGCAAUCCGAAAAAAACAAACCAUCCCCAAGUCCUCCCCUCCAUGAUAUGAAAAUAGUAAAUAGGGAUCCUCGACUUAAUAGGAUGGCUCAACAUUCUUCUCAUGCUAAAGAUCAAUCUCAUAGGAAGGAAUUCCCACCGAACACGACCAGUCAGUCUGAUACCAAGGUAAACAAAACAACACAGGCUGAAAAACAAAAUUCAACAAAACAAGAAAAAUUGAAGGCAAGUGAAAAAACACAGAAGAAAGAACUUGACCAGUCAGAAGCAAAAUCUAAAUCACCAUCCCCUUUAAAAAAUAAGCUGCCCAAUACUAAAGAUACUAAAACCCAGGAAUGUGAAAGCACAAAAGUAUCUGAAAUUAGUAAGCGGGAUCCAAGACUGAAAAGACAUCUUCAAGAUAAGUCAGAGGGCAAAGAGGAGGAGGUGAAAGAAAAGAGGAGAAGUACAGAGAAAAAAGAAAAAGAGGAACAUAAGACCUGUGAACAUAGGCCAGUAGGCAGCAGAAAUAAAGUAAUUAAUGGUGCUGUUCAGAAACAAGACACAACUACAGAGGAGUCAGAAAAACAGGGUGGAAAACAAGGGAGAUCAAGUAGUAGAAAACGGUCACGAUCACGCUCUCCUAAGGCACGGUCACCAUCUACGCAUUCUCCAAAAAGACGAGAGAGGAGAUCACCCAAAAGAAGACUUAGGAGUUUAUCUCCCACUUCAUCAGCUCCGAAAAUUGGAAAGAUACGUCAGAUAGGUCCUAAGCAGUCUCAUGUUGAAGAAGGCACACAAGCAGCAAGAGAUGAAAGAAAUUCUAAUAAGAGAAAUGUUAAACAAGAGGUGCGAGAUCCGAGGAGAGUGAAAAAAGCCCAAGAAGAUAGGCCCCAAGAAACAGCAAGCCAGCAUUCUACAAAAGCUUCUCCUGAUCCAAAGGAGAAUGCAGAAAACUGGCAAGGAUCCAAAUCAGGCAAGAGGUGGAAAUCUGGUUGGGAAGAAAAUAAAAACUCACAGCAGAACGAAGAACAUCAAGCACUUGGUAAAUCCCCUCACCAAAGACACCGGGAAAACUGGCCUGCUGGUAAAGGAAUUUUGUCACCCCGAGCACCAAAGCAGCAGCACCGGUUAAGUGUGGAUGCUAAUUUACAGAUUCCCAAAGAAUUGACAUCUGCAAGCAAGAGAGAAUUACUUAAGAAGGCCAAUGAACGCUUAACAUCCGGUGAAAUAACACAAGAUGAGUUCCUCAUGGUAGCUCAUCAGAUCCGACAGCUGUUCCAGUAUCAGGAAGGAAAGCACAGAUGUGUUCGAGAGGAACCAAGAUCACCAUUCAGUGAACGUUUCAAAAGAGCUAGGUAUGAAGAUCCAGAGAAAGCACCGUUUCCAGAAAGUCCAGGAUCAAGAUUUGGAGGAAUUGAAGCAAAGCAGAGGAUAAGUGCACUAAUGGAAGACAGACCUCUUUUUGAUGGCUCACCUAGGCAGGCUGCUGCAAGGGUUGGGAUAGAUGGACAAGGGAGUCCUUUUGUUGAUGGUCCUGCUGCUGGUUCAAGUUCCAGAAUUGAUGGGCCACCUGGACAGGCUGCUAUGAGAUUUGAGGGGCCUUUGGUGGGGGCAGGUGCAUCUCAGUUUGAUGGGCCGCUGGCAGGAGCAGGGGGAGCUGGAGCCCUGAGAUUUGAUGGGCCACCAGGGCAACUGGCAGGGGCCCUGAGGUUUGAAGGACCCCCAGGACAGGUUGGUGGAGGAGGUCCACUGAGGUUUGAGGGACCUCUUGGGCAGAUAGGCGGGCCUUUGCGGUUCGAGGGGCCUGCGGGGCAGCCUGUAGGUGGUCCUAGAUUUGAAGGACCUGGAGUUGGUCUCAGGUUUGAGGGUCCCCGUGGUCAGCCUUCAGGUGGUCUCAGGUUUGAGGGACCUCAUGGUCAACCUAUGGGGCCUCGAGGUCAACCAGGGGGUGGUCUCAGGUUUGAGGGACCCCAUGGUCAGCCCUUGGGGCCUCAUGGUCAACCAGGGGGUGGCCUCAGGUUUGAGGGGCCACAUUUACAGCCAUUGGGGCCCCAUGGUCAACCUGGAGGUGGCCUCAGAUUUGAGGGGCCACAUGGUCAGCCUAUGGGGCCACAUGGACCAUCAGGUGCUGGGCUCAGAUUUGAGGGGCCACAUGGACCAUCAGGUGGUGGGCUCAGAUUGGAAGGACCACAUGGUCAGCCAGGUGUAGGCCCUAGGUUAAUUGAUGGACCAGUACACCAGGGAGCUGGUGGACUUAGAUUUGAUGGUCCUCUGGGUCGGGCGGGUCCGAGAUUUGAUGGUUGUCAUGCAGCUGGAUUUGAUGGUCAGCCUGGACAGCUGUCUCUCUUGCAAAGAUUUGAUGGAAUUCAUGGACAGCCUGGUCCAAGAUUUGAAAGGGCGCCUGGCCAACAGGCACAACCACGAUUUGAUACAGCCAUACCUCAAAGAUUUGAUGGACCUCACCAGCCAGCCUCUAGAUUUGACUUGCCCCUUGGCCUUCAAGGUGCACGUUUCGAAAAUGUAGCUAACCAUCCUGCCUCAAGACUAGAGAUGUCACCAUACGGACAAGGUGGUCCGUUUGUCGACCAUCCUGGCCAGGGCUACAAUGGACCGUCUCAUGGGAUGCAGUUCCAGAGGCCUGACCUAUUUGAUGGUUCACCUGGACCAAAUUUCAAUGGGCCAGCUGGCCCAGGAGCACAGAAUUUCCCAUUGAGAGCAGCUGGACAUUACUUCGAUGAAAAAGGUCUUCAGGGUCCUCAAUAUGGAAACUUCAAUAAUAUGCCAAUGGGAAGUAAUCAGGUUUCUCUCAUGUCUGGUCAACCAGGGCCUUAUGGCCAAGGUCAACAGUAUUUGCCAAAUCCUGGAAGUUUUGUUCAGAACCCUGCAGGAGCCCUUCCACAUUCAUAUCCUGAUAACCACCUUGGACAGCUUGAUGUCAAUGAAUUGUUUGCUAAACUGCUGUCAACAGGGAUCCUCAAACUGUCAAAAACUGAUUCCACUUCAGCACAAGUGAAUGAAACAUCAUCCCAGCCAGCUGCUGAAGAGGAAGAUGAUGACCAGAACGAAGAUCAAAAUGUUCCAGACCUCACUAACUUCACAGUUGAAGAACUUAGACAGCGUUAUGAUAGUGUUAUAAAUCGACUGUACACUGGAAUUCAGUGUUACUCGUGUGGAAUGAGAUUCACUACUUCACAGACGGAUGUUUAUGCGGAUCAUUUAGAUUGGCAUUAUCGCCAGAACCGGACAGAAAAAGAUGUUAGCAGAAAAAUUACACACCGAAGAUGGUACUACAGUUUAACAGACUGGAUUGAAUUUGAAGAAAUAGCCGAUCUAGAGGAGCGUGCAAAAAGCCAGUUUUUUGAAAAAGCUCAUGAAGAGGUUGUGUUGAAGACACAAGAAGCUGCGAAAGAGAAGGAGUUUCAGAGUGUCCCUGCUGGACCAGCUGGAGCAGUUGAGAGCUGUGAAAUUUGCCAAGAGCAAUUUGAACAGUAUUGGGAUGAGGAAGAGGAAGAGUGGCACCUGAAGAAUGCUAUCAGAGUAGAUGAAAAGAUUUACCAUCCAUCUUGCUACGAAGAUUACCAAAAUACAUCAUCAUUCGAUUGCACACCAUCUCCCAGCAAGACUCCUGUAGAAAAUCCACUAAAUAUUAUGUUGAACAUUGUUAAACAAGAAACACAAGAGUCCUGUGACUCACCUAAAGUCAAAGAAGAACCUGAUGACACCCCUACUGCCUGUGCAGAAGAGAGCACACCUGCAUCUACAGAUAUUAAAACAGAACCUGAAGAGUCUGUUUAAAUAAACUGAGGUAUGAGUUUUUUUUUUACAGAAGAGCUGCUGUGUUAACUCUGGAAGGCAAAUACUUUUUAUAUGAAAUAAAAAUGUUCAACUGAGGCAGGGCCUCAACUGCUGUUUGGUUAAUAAAUACAUUUUUGUAUUUGAAUUUCUUAUUGCCUGCACAGUUUCAGGUGUCAUUGUGUGAGAGUUCUGUAGAUGCGUGAAAAUUUAAUGGAAUGAAACGGUCUAUGUAAAAAUGUACAAUUUUCACUUGUGGAAAUGUAAAUUAUAAAUAAAAGAUAUUUU